Molecule: messenger RNA, 3272 nt
Organism: Gossypium raimondii (Peruvian cotton)
Lineage: Eukaryota; Viridiplantae; Streptophyta; Magnoliopsida; Malvales; Malvaceae
Exons: 12
Coding region: 490-3078 (862 amino acids)
Biological process (GO): L-arabinose metabolic process
Molecular function (GO): alpha-L-arabinofuranosidase activity
Source: RefSeq, a predicted model, not a curated record
UAUCCAAUUUUAAAGCAUUAAAAAAGAUAAAAACAUUUCUUACCUUUCACGAGAUGUCUUUCUAACCUUGUUUGAAUGCUUGGGGUUCUCUGCUCUGUUUCGUUUUUUUUGUAUAAAUGAAGAGAAUCGGGAGUCACAUGUUGCGCUAUGCUUUAAACUAUUCCUACUACAAUUCUUUUCUUCGAUCCUUCUUAGCUUGAAGUUGGGGUCUUAGCUGCUUCUUUUUAGGUUUCUGGGUAAUUUGUUAAUAAAGUUGCAACCUAUAUAAUAUUAUUAUUAUUCUAAUGGGGUCUUAAUGAUUUUUACUGUGUUGGGAAUAUUCAAUUCAAUACAUUUUUUUGGUUGUCCUUUCUGGGUUUUGGAUAAUGUUCAUUGGUAUUCUUGGAGAACGUCUUUGAUCCUUGUCUCAGUUUCGCUACCAUCUUUAAUUUAAUUCUACAGAAAUAUUUGGUUUUUUUUUUUUUUUUUGAAGUUUUCAUUGAAAGAAAAAUGAAGGGUUCUACUCUGUUUCAAGUAUUAGCUAUUUUAUCCGUAAUUGGGAGUGUUUUGAGCAAGGAGUGUACCAACACUCCAACUCAACUUUCAUCGCAUACUUUUCGUUACCAACUGUUGAAAUCACAAAACGAGACAUGGAAACAAGAGAUGUUUGCUCAUUACCACUUGAUCCCAACUGAUGACUCCGCUUGGUCUGAUUUAUUACCAAGGAAAAUCUUAAGACAAGAGGCUGAUGAACUGAGUUGGUCAAUGAUGUAUAAGAAAAUGAAGAAUCCUGGUAGUUUCAAGGUGGGUGGAGAUUUCUUGAAGGAGAUAUCACUGCAUGACGUUAGAUUGGAUUCAGAUUCGAUUCAAGGAAGAGCACAAGAGACCAACUUGAAGUAUUUAUUGAUGCUGGAUGUGGAUAAUUUGGUUUGGAGUUUUAGGAAAACUGCAAAUUUGCCAACGCCUGGGAAGCCAUAUGGAGGGUGGGAAGCCCCGGAUGUUGAGCUCCGUGGUCAUUUUGUAGGGCAUUACUUGAGUGCAACAGCUCAGAUGUGGGCUAGCACUCACAAUGACACUCUCAAAGAGAAGAUGUCAGCCGUUGUGUCUGCGCUAUCUUCCUGUCAGAAGAAAAUGGGCACAGGAUAUCUUUCUGCAUUUCCAUCGGAACUUUUUGAUCGCUUCGAAGCAAUAAAACCUGUCUGGGCUCCAUACUACACAAUUCACAAGAUCUUGGCAGGUCUCUUAGAUCAAUAUACAUUUGCUAAUGAUGCCCAAGCUUUAGAUAUGACAACAUGGAUGGUCGAAUACUUCUAUAAUCGUGUUCAGAAUGUGAUAAGAACGCACACUGUGGAGAGACAUUGGUUGUCACUUAAUGAAGAAACUGGUGGUAUGAAUGAUGUCCUCUACAGGUUGUUUGCCAUAACGGGGAAUCCAAAGCAUUUGUUGUUGGCUCACCUUUUCGACAAACCCUGUUUUCUAGGAUUGCUUGCAGUUCAGGCUGAUGAUAUAUCGGGGUUCCAUGCCAAUACACACAUUCCUAUUGUUAUUGGAUCUCAAAUGCGGUAUGAAGUGACCGGUGAUCCACUUUACAAGACAAUAUCAACAUUCUUUAUGGACAUUGUUAAUUCUUCUCAUAGCUAUGCAACAGGAGGAACAUCAGUCAGCGAGUUCUGGUCAGAUCCAAAACGACUGGCAAGCACAUUACAGACUGAGAAUGAAGAAUCAUGCACAACUUAUAACAUGCUCAAGGUCUCUCGCCACCUAUUUAGAUGGACAAAAGAAGUGGCAUAUGCAGAUUACUAUGAACGGGCCCUCACAAAUGGUGUACUAGGCAUCCAAAGGGGCACAGAGCCUGGAGUGAUGAUUUACAUGCUACCACAAGGUCGUGGAGUCUCAAAGGCUGUAAGCUACCACAAGUGGGGAACACCAUUUAAUUCAUUUUGGUGCUGCUAUGGUACAGGAAUUGAAUCGUUUUCCAAGUUAGGAGAUUCUAUAUAUUUCGAAGAGGAAGGGAGCAUCCCUAGUCUUUACAUUAUCCAAUAUGUAUCAAGUACUUUAGAUUGGAAAUCCGGAAAAAUUGUGCUCAACCAGAAAGUUAUUCCUGUUGUUUCUUCAGAUCCAUACCUUCGUGUGACGUUGACUGCCUCUUCAAAAGAGGGAUCGGAGCAAUUAUCUACUUUGAAUUUGAGGAUACCAAUCUGGACCUCGUCAAAAGGUGCCAAGGCAACACUAAAUGCUCAGAAUCUCGACCUACCAGCUCCUGGUAGCUUCUUACAGGUGAAAUGGAGUGGUGGGGAUAAACUGACACUUAAUUUGCCAAUUAGUAUAAGAACUGAGCAAAUUAAAGAUGACCGACCUGAGUAUGCAUCUGUGCGGGCAAUACUUUAUGGCCCAUACCUGCUCAGCGGUUAUAGCAAUGGUGACUGGAACAUAAAAACCGGCUCAACAGGUUCAGAUGCGGACUGGAUUUCUCCAGUUCCUGCUGCUUAUAACAAUCAUCUUGUUACUUUUUCCCAAGAGUCUGGUGAAUCAACUUUUGUCUUAACAAACAUGAACCAAACUAUCCGAAUGGAGAAGUUCCCUAAAGCUGGAACUGAUGCUGCUAUUCGUGCCACAUUCAGGCUCAUCUUUGAUGACACCUUGGAAAAAAUUUCAAGCAUUGAAGAAGCCAUUGGUAAAACGGUCAUGCUUGAGUCGUUUGACUAUCCAGGAAUGGUUUUAGUGCAGCAAGGAACGGAAAAUAAUCUUGUGGUAACUGAUCCUCCCAAGGAUACUGCAACUUCUAGUUUUGGCAUAGUUCAUGGAUUGGAUGGAAAGGACAAUAGUGUGUCAUUGGAGUCGGUAACCCAAAAGGGAUGCUACAUUUAUAGCGGUGUAAACUAUAGUUCUAGUGUUGGCAUGAAGCUCAGCUGCAAUUCAUCCUCAUCAUCAUCUGAGGCCGGAUUCAGUCAGGCAACCAGCUUUACAAUGAACAACGGAUUAAGUGCAUACCAUCCAAUCAGCUUUGUUGCAAAAGGGGGAAGUAGGAAUUACCUUAUGGUACCAUUGCAGAGCGUCAGAGAUGAAUCUUACAGCGUAUAUUACAAUAUGCAACCAUAGGUGUAAUCAGGUUCAGGUGCAGAUGCGGUAAUGUUGAUUUUGAUUAGAGGCUUUGAACCUGGUACUGGUCUUACCAGUCAGUGUAUGCUGUUGGUUGGGAUUGUAUUUGUAUUGAUUUAGAUUACUUGGGAGUUACGAGGUGAUUGUCUUACAAAUAAAUUCAAACAUAAAAAAUAUUAUUUGUUUGCAUGGAA